This is a messenger RNA of Contarinia nasturtii (swede midge), 2475 nucleotides long. RefSeq lists its product as uncharacterized. The record is from RefSeq and is a predicted model, not a curated record. NCBI's taxonomy places the organism in Eukaryota, Metazoa, Arthropoda, Insecta, Diptera, Cecidomyiidae. The coding region runs from base 902 to 1324 and encodes 140 amino acids. The transcript has 3 exons.
UAUAUGCACAACAACGAAACGCGCUUUGUCCACAUUUGUCUAACAAAUUCAAGCCAUGAUAGAAUGAAAUAAAGGCCAAAAGUGUAAAAAAAAAAAUCUUUGCUCUUUUCAAUCAGUUUGUUGUUGUAGUUUUCGAAUGGCGAAAUGUGAAUGUGUAUUAAAAUAAACAAGUUGGUUGUUAUUACUUGAAUAAGUGCUACUUCGGCGAACGUGAAAAUACAUACAAAUAAAUACAAAUAAAAGAACGAAAAUAAAAACGAACGAAGAAACAAGUAACAACGAACAGAAAUAAACAAAAGAUACACAAUUUAUAUACAAAACGGAGAGACACAUAACACAACAACUGAAAAGAAAUGAUCCGUUAUUAGUUGUGUCGUCAUUGAUUUGAUUGCCUUUUCAUCGAGCUCAUGCACUAUCAAUUUUUUGCAUUUUAAACACAGACAGAUACCAACAUUUUGUGUACAUUUUUUCAUUUUUUGUGUGUAGUUGUUGUUGUUUGAAUAUCUUUACUACGUGAAAAAUAAAACAGUGAAUCAAUCCGAUCAAACAUUCAAAGCAGUGAAGAUAUACCUAAAGAACAUUCCAAUUUUGCCGAAUUGAACGGCAACAAGACUUUAACACGACGAAUCCCAUCAAUUCGUGUCAUUUUUCCAGACGGAAUUUCGAGAAUUGAGAAAUCAGAGCGAAGUGAAAGAUAUCGGUGAAACUAAUUCGCUUGUACACAAUAUAUCGUAUUCAGCAAAUAAAUUGUACGGUUUCUUUUCGACACGGUUAUAGUCGCUUCGACCACAAUAAUCAAUAUAUUCAUUUGGCAGUGCCGCUCAGACAACCGAUUCUAGUUGAACAUUUUUGUUCGAAAACAUUUGCAACGAAUUCAAGAAAUUCAGAGUAACUGUGCAUAAUGUCGGCAAAUUUAAGUGUUGACGGUGAAUUACGGUACAUUAUUCAAUGGUUCAAUGAAUGGAGUGAAUUGCAACGUGAGGAUUUUUUGCCAAUUGUUGUUGAAUAUUUGACUAAAGAUCGUGGUGCACAUUACAUGAAUGGUGUGGUCAACAGCAUGUCGGCAGCAUCCUUUGAGGAGAAACCCAUGAGCUUGUUUCAAUGCCGUGUGAAACUGUUCAAAGAGUGGAGUGCAAAAUGGCCAGAAGACAAUAAAAUCAAAUUGAAGGAGAAAAUUUGUGAAAUUGAUGCGAGUUUCGGUGAAAAAUUGAAUCAAGAGAUUUUGAAUGGAUAUUCAAAUGGAAAUGGUACAUCGGGAUCAUCAUCGCCAACCGAACAAGCACCACCAAUUGCUGAACUACAGAAUGAAGCGAUCGUUGCCUAAAUUUAACGGCCCACAUGAUCAAAGAACACAUAAAAAAUGUACGCGUGUCAAAAGCACUCAAACAUUUGUUUAUUUUACAUCUAUUUUCGAUUUUCUCUUUUCAUUCAUCACAUUAAGUACCAUCGAAAAUGAUGUUGAAAAAGAAAGAGCAAAAUGAAUGCGCCAAAAUAAUUUCCAAUCGUCAUUCCAAUACAUAUAUUAAUAUCUAUUUUACAUAUUGCAAUAAUUUUAGAAAAAACAACAAAAAUGCCACACGAAAUCGUAAUUAGUGUUCGGAAAUGAGUAAACAAGCUCAUUAUUCUGUUAUAUGACACGCAAAAUUAGUAUGGUAAUUAGUUUACCGAAAAUAAUUUCCAUGCGCCAUGUGAUGAUUAGAAAAUCAUACGAAACGAUAGAAAAAUAUAAAUUGUACACAUACAAAUUGCAAUCGAGAAGCAACACACACACAAAUCAAAUCAAAUAUGAAAAAAAAAUUAAAAAAAACAUAGACAUUGCCUAAAUGAAAUGAAAAUAAUUGAGAGGAAAGUGCUUGCACUUGCAAUUAUACUGCUAUUUUACAAGUUGUUUAUUUUUUUUUUGUUUAAUCUACUUUCUUUUUGGAGCCGAACAAAAAGUGCACACAUAUAGUAUCAUCAUUUAAAUGCGAGCAAUCGGUGCCAGAGCCGAUGUGUAUGUGUGCAUAGCGUAUGCUGUGAAAAACGACAUGUCUUCAAAGUCAUUGUUACAUUCUACUUCUUCUCUCUUUUUUUUGUCUUUCUCUCAAUUGUUAUGCAGAUGAGCAUGUGAAAUCCUCUACUAUAUGCAUAUUUUAUACUUUCAACAUUUAAAACAUAGAAAUAGACUCAUACAAACAUUAGAAAUUAUUUCUCCAUUUUUUUCUGUGCUCUUGUCUUUUGCCAUUCGACUUCUUUCUUCGCAUUCAAUUUAAUUGAACAUCCAACUUGAUGAGGUUGGCUUCUGUAAACAGUACACAAAAUUGUUUUGAACACGUACAGUGUUUAGAAUUGAGAUCAACGUAAUAAUAAUCCAUCAUAUUAACACCUUCGGUGCUAAGAAAUCCAUUUCAUUUUAUUUCUUUUUCAAAUGCAACACGCUCACGUGACAAAUGUUCCGUUCACACCUUUUUACAUCGUCUUUUUACAAAAAAAAAA